GAGAAAAAUGGUCACCUGAUGAGCGCCUACCCUGUGUCAAGCCCUGGUCCUUAAAUGUCACCUCACUCAGUCUUCCCCACAGCCCUCAAGGCUGAGUUGAUGAGCACACUCAGGGUGAAGUGACAGCUUGCAGCUGGUUAGGGGCUGAGUCAGCCUUGGUGUUAGGGACUUGAGCUGGUAUGUUCCUGGGCGUUGGGUCCCAGGCCUGCACCUUGCCAGCUCUGUGCUGCGGCCAGUUACUUCCCCCUUCAGAUAUCUCAGUUUCCUCAUCGGCUGUCUUCUGGGACUUCUGGGAGACAUGCACGUGACAGUUUGUGGCGCAGAAACUGGCUAGCAGUAGGGGCUGCUCCAGGCGUCAGAAUUUGCUCCAACACUUCACCGGCCAACGUGGAGCUCACUAACUCCUGGAUAAGAAAACUGCAGCCAGAAGAAGGACCCUGGCUUUGGAAGGUGGAGCUCAGGCCAAGGAGGUAGAUGCUGUCCUUGGUCGGCUCACGCCUCUCCAGAUGUAGGAAGCCCCGUCAGGCAGCCAUGGAGUGGCACAACGACACAAGCCAGGCUCUGGGCUCACCGCCGACCACCUGUGUCUACCGAGAGAACUUUAAGCGGCUACUGCUGCCCCCCGUGUACUCCGUGGUGCUGGCGGCUGGCCUGCCGCUGAAUAUCUGUGUCAUCGUCCAGAUCUGCUCGUCCCGCCGGGCCCUGACGCGCUCGGCCGUGUACACCCUGAACCUGGCCCUGGCUGACCUGCUGUACGCCUGCUCCCUGCCCCUGCUCAUCUACAACUAUGCCCGAGGUGACCACUGGCCCUUCGGCGACCUCACCUGCCGCCUGGUGCGCUUCCUCUUCUAUGCCAACCUCCACGGCAGCAUCCUCUUCCUCACCUGCAUCAGCUUCCAGCGCUACCUGGGCAUCUGCUACCCUCUGGCCCCCUGGCACAAGCGUGGGGGCCGCCGGGCUGCCUGGAUAGUGUGUGGAGCCGUGUGGCUGGCUGUGACAACCCAGUGCCUGCCCACAGCCUUCUUUGCUGCCACAGGCAUCCAGCGUAACCGCACUGUCUGUUACGACCUGAGCUCGCCUGCCCUGGCCACCCGAUACUUGCCCUAUGGCAUGGCGCUCACAGUCAUCGGCUUCCUGCUGCCCUUCGCCGCCCUGCUGGCCUGCUACUACCGUCUGGCCCGCCGUCUGUGCCGCCAGGAUGGCCCCGCAGGGCCUGUGGCCCAGGAGCGGCGUGGCAAGGCAGCCCGCAUGGCUGUGGUGGUGGCAGCCGUCUUUGCCAUCAGCUUCCUGCCUUUCCACAUCACCAAGACAGCCUACCUGGCGGUGCGCUCUACGCCGGGUGUCUCCUGCCCCGUGCUGGAGGCCUUCGCAGCCGCCUACAAAGGCACGCGGCCCUUCGCCAGUGCCAACAGCGUGCUGGAUCCCAUCCUCUUCUACUUCACCCAAAAGAAGUUCCGCCAGCGGCCACAUGAAUUGUUCCAGAAACUCACAGCCAAGUGGCAGCGGCAGGGGCGCUGAGCCCCUGGGGCAGGACAGACCCUAAUAUCUCAGCAACAGCUAUUUAUUGAGCCCAUUUUUGGACCAGGCCUUGUGGGCACAGACACAGGGCAGCCUGAGCCUGGCCCUGCGGAAGGUCCCGUGAGCCAUGGAGAGGUGGAGAAGCCAUGUUGAGCUGCUCACACAAAUAUAUGUGACAUGUACUGUAAUUGAGGAGUAUGCUGCAUGCUUUGGAGUCACUUAUAAGGGAGUGAGGGAAGAUGGGGGUGGGGAGGAGUGAGAGCUUCUGGGAAGAGGCAUUUGAGCUGGGUUUUGAGGGAUGAAUAUGAGCGGGGUAUGAUGUUCCAUUCAUUCAGCAAACCUUUACUGACACGGUGUGUUCAGGCCUGGGUUGGUUGUGGGUCCCAAAGGAACCAGACCCAUACAGGCUCCCAACUGCUGGAAGUAUUGACGCAGUGACGUAAAGGCUGUGACUGAGGGAAGCGUGGCUGUGGGGACGGGACGGAGUGCUCGGAGGAUGCCCAUGACCCAGAUCAAGAAGUCAGGAGAGAUCUUUUUGGGGGGAGGGGGGAGGAAGGGGAGCAUCUGAACCAGAUGUUAAAGGCUGUUGGGAGCUCUGCCAGCGGAAGAGGGGAGCAUGUUAGUACAGCCUGGGCCAGCCCUAUGCUAGGCUCUGCCCUGGGGCAGACAGGCAGGGAGCUGGGGGUGGGCGGCAUGUGGCCUCCUGUGUGUGAAAGCAGAAAACAUAAGCGCUGUCUUAUGGCCACUCUCCAGACAACCAGUGGCAGGAGGGGGCUCAGCAGGAGAAAUCAGGGAGUGCUUUUUAGAAGAGGUGGAGCCUGAGGUGGGGAGGAGGCUCCUGGUGAAGGCACCGUGCAUGCAAAACCCAGAGGCAGAGAUGCGCUGCACUUGGAGGUAAAGCAAGUGAGCUUCAACUCAGCCCAGGGUUUGGGUGUGUGAGGAGUAGGGUGUUAAGAAAAGAAGCUGGGUGAGACCAGAGCAUUAAAUGCCAGGAAGAGCCCCAGACCCCACUUACCCUCCACCCACCUCUUCCAGACUCAGGGUAUCCACCAGGCCCCUCCAAGGAGGGGAAGUGGCCCUUGGACAUUGCUUCAUUCUAAAAGGAGAGUCAGCAGCUCAGGAGAAAGAGCCACCCAGGGCCAUCAGGAGGCUGCUACAUGGAGGUCCCGUGUCAGGGGCCUGCUGACCAGUCUCAAGACAGACUGCUCUGCCGGCUUCCUCUGUUCUGCCCUCUCAGCUCCAUCAUUCUGGCCUGCGGGUGCCUGGAAGGCUGCCCGGAGGCCAUCUCAUAUGGAUGCAUCUCAAACACAGACCUGAGCCUUAAAAAGGCUUGUAAAGACAUCUUCACUGAAGGUCCAAGGAGGCAGCAAAGGGAAAUACCAGGCAAGGCCCUUCCAGGUCCUCACCCAUUCUCCCCCCAGCACCUCUCCCCUCAGCCACACCUCUGCAGAGCCCCAUCCUCUCUGCUCUUUUUCUCUCCUC
Messenger RNA from Myotis myotis, 3000 nucleotides. It is a transcript of the gene P2RY6, whose product is annotated as pyrimidinergic receptor P2Y6. The transcript has 3 exons. Gene Ontology annotation, biological process: G protein-coupled receptor signaling pathway; cellular response to pyrimidine ribonucleotide. The record is from RefSeq and is a predicted model, not a curated record. NCBI's taxonomy places the organism in Eukaryota, Metazoa, Chordata, Mammalia, Chiroptera, Vespertilionidae. Gene Ontology annotation, molecular function: G protein-coupled UDP receptor activity; G protein-coupled ADP receptor activity; G protein-coupled UTP receptor activity. The coding region runs from base 475 to 1518 and encodes 347 amino acids. Gene Ontology annotation, cellular component: plasma membrane.